Pelodiscus sinensis (Chinese soft-shelled turtle) is the source of this 4312-nucleotide messenger RNA. The record is from RefSeq and is a predicted model, not a curated record. NCBI's taxonomy places the organism in Eukaryota, Metazoa, Chordata, Testudines, Trionychidae.
UUGUACUAUCCUGAAAUGCUUCACUUUGUUUUUGUGUUUGUUUUUUUAGGACCACUGAAGCCAGAAAUUACCAUAACAUACAUUGCUGUUUCAGCGAUAUUCUUUAACAGUGGACUUUCAUUAAAAACAGAGGAGCUGACAAGUGCUUUGAUGCAUGUGAAGCUACAUCUUUUUGUCCAGAUCUUUACGCUUGUGUUCUUCCCAACAGCAAUAUGGCUUUUUCUUCAAGUAUUAUCAGUCACACCUAUAAAUGAAUGGCUUUUAAAAGGUUUGCAGACAGUAGGGUGCAUGCCACCUCCUGUAUCUUCUGCAGUGAUUUUAACCAAAGCUGUUGGUGGAAAUGAGGCAGCUGCUAUAUUUAACUCAGCCUUUGGAAGUUUUUUGGGUAUCGUUAUAACUCCACUGCUAUUGCUGCUUUUUCUUGGAUCAUCCUCCUCUGUUCCUUUUACGUCUAUAUUCUCUCAGCUGUUUAUGACUGUUGUAGUUCCUCUCAUUAUUGGACAGAUUGUCCGAAGACGCAUAAAGGACUGGCUUGAGAGGAAGAAACCUCCAUUUGGUGCUAUCAGCAGCUGCGUGCUCCUGAUGAUCAUCUAUACAACAUUCUGUGAUACUUUCUCCAAUCCAAAUAUUGACCUUGAUAAAUUUAGCUUGAUUAUAAUAGUAUUCAUAAUAUUUUCAGUUCAGCUGAGCUUCAUGCUUUUAACAUUCCUCUUUUCUACAAGGAACAUCUCUGGUUUCACACCAGCAGACACGGUGGCUAUCAUUUUUUGUUCCACACACAAAUCCCUCACCCUGGGGAUUCCAAUGCUGAACAUUGUAUUUGCCGGCUAUGAGCACCUGUCUUUAAUUACCGUCCCCUUACUUAUCUAUCACCCAGCUCAGAUUCUUCUUGGUAGUGUGUUGGUACCAACUAUAAAAUCCUGGAUGGUUUCUAGACAGAAGGCACUGAAGUUAACAAGACAGCCUAAAGCACCUGUGAAGGUCUAAGAAGGGAGGCAGACCGUGUCACAGCGAAUGUAUAUAUAUAUAUGUACUAUACUGUACACUCACAGACAAUUGAGAACUGGUACUUGUGAAUGUUGCUUCAGCAUAUAUUUUAUUUUUCUAUAUAUAUUUAAAAAGAUAGACCCAUUUAAGUGCCUUAAAAUGCAUUUUUGGCAAAAGCAUUGUUUCCAGAAGCCACUUUGUUAGUUACUGCCAGAGGUUGUACAGUAUUUUGUAGUCAUUUAGUUUUUUAUUUUUCUACCAGAAAAAAUUAUCAUAAUAAUUAAAAAUGCUGUGUUCCCUUCAUCACCUCUCAUUUGAAGCUAGGCUGCAACACCUCUAAGUUAGUGUUUUAAGCUAGCUAAAAUGACCAGGGCACAUCCCUAUGCUGGCUAACUUUAGAUAAGUGCUUUCUGAAAUUCUAUUCAAGAUGAACUUAAAUUUCUAUGUGAUUCUCUUAUCCUCCCUAGUCAUAUGAUUGUGACAUGCCUUUUUCUUCUGAGUUUGUGUAUACUCAGCAUGGGGCCAUCCAUUGGGUAGGAGCUGAGAAGCAUAAAUUAUUUGCAUUUGUUGACACAGUUGUCUAGACAUUCCUUCAAAGUUAAUGGUUUCUCAAGAAAUUUCUUUCAGUUCUGUAUUAUGAUAUCAUGGCAUUGUAUAUCUUAAAUGAAUCAUAAGCUUCUUCAAAGAAUGGUCUGGUUCUUGGGUUAUGAGUGAAAUAGUUGUGCUGUGCAGCUAAGAGGCUUUUUUAUUAUUUACCCAAGAUGAACAUUUUUUUUCUGUUCCCUCUCCCAACUGCAACACAGAGAUUUGCAAUGACAGAAUGUAGAUGCUAUUUUUAAAUAGAAUCUUUACUGUAGUAAAAGAGAAGCUAAGUUUUAUAUAUUGCCUUGUUAAUAAACCUCAUGAGGACAAGAAAGUUGACAGUUAUUUUUCUCUAAUUGAGACGGUUGUAAGACAAAUUAUAAAGGAUGUUUCUAAUAACAAGAACAUUAUCAUGGUUAAUUUUACAAUUGGUUGCAAAUAUUUUCUUAAAAUAUAUAGGUUUUUUUAAUACACAGAGAAAAAGACCAAGAAUGCAGAAAUGAUAUUUGUACAUCUAUGCCCAGAAAGAAAGGGGAAUAGGUAUAUAGUUGAACACACAACAAGGACCUUAUUCAAAAAAGUCAAGCAAUUUGAACAGGUACAUUAACAUGGACUCUAAGAUGGAGUCUGUCUGCUGGAAUUGUGGUAGUAGUGAGUGUCUAUUAAAAAAUAAGAGGAAAAAAAGAACUUCAAACAGUAAGAUAAAUACAAAUUCAGAGAUCAGAAUGCAUGUAUCUAUUCCCAUUUCACUCAAUUGCACUGCAAGCAUUAUCUGCAAACACAAAGGGGAACACCCUUAGUUUGUCUCUUCCAUGGUUCCAGUAAGCUGUGAACAUUUACACCAUUUGAUGUGCCAUCCAAAAAGGAACUUGGGAUGCAUGUCACUAUGUGUUUGUCAAAUUAUUUUUAGCUGUAUUUCUCCUUGGUUGUUCUUGGUUUAACAUAAGAGGAUUCCAUUUGGUUCCAAGCAGAGAUGUCUUGAUUUAGCGGAGUUUUUUAUUGCCAUUGGCAUUAAAAUAGCAGCCAUUAGUACUGGUUGUCAGUGAUGUAUUUUGAAAUCCUCAAUCCAUAAUCUAUAAAAUAUGUAAGCAACAAAGAUCCUGCAAGGUACUGAUGCCCUUAGUUUUCAGUCAUGUGAGUGGAGACAAUGAAACUAAGCAUAAAUGAGAGUUGAAGAUGCUCAGCAACUUGCAAUACUGGGCCUGUAUUAAGCUUCUUUUCAGAUACAAAUAAUCUACAGGGCACUGGCCAGUGAGUAAUAGCUUUUAACAAAUGUGCCUUUUGAGGUGUGCUCAUACCUGGUUAUAAAAAUAGAUCAGACAUAAGUUUUUAGAUCCAAAAUAUAAGCUCCACUGUACCAAAUGUUUUCCAUAAAGUGGGUCCAUAUGCAUCAAAAUUCUUUUACCUAAUGCUUAAAAGCAGAGAGCAGCCAAAGGUUAGGUAAAAGGCAUUAGCUCCAUUACAGCUUUUUUUGUUUUUCUUGCACAAAUCUGUCUCUGAACCCCCAAAGUAUAAAGAGACCUGAUCCAGUUCUAGUUGAAAUGAAUUAAUCUUUCUAAUGGCUUUAGUAGGCAUUGAAUCAGGCCCAAAGACAGCAUGAGUUUGUCUACACAGCUCCAAAUUUUGAAAUAGACCACUAUUCCAACAAGUCCCUUAAUCCUCAUGGAAUGAGGUUUACCGGGAUGUCGGAAUAGCAACCCCAUUAUUUGGAUUGCACUUGAAAUAACGGGUGUGCUGUUAAGAUGCGGAAAACACUAUUACCGGAUGCCAGACAUAUCCUGAAAUAGCGCUGCUAUCUAGAUGUUUCCUAAAUGACCAAAAGAAUUCUAGCAUACCCAGUAGCUUUUUCCCCAUUCAUUGGUUGUGUCUUCUCUAAACAGACAAGACACUGCUAAUAUUCCAAUUGUUCUACCUCUAUGUACUGAAUCUAACGCCUUCAGUAUGUUCAACAACUAGUUUAGAUUCCAUUUAAAAUGUCUGUCUUUUUUUAUAAUUUUACUGUGAUAAAAACAUUCUAAAGACUAUUUUCCAGAGAGAAUUUUGUGAGAUCCUUUGGAGUGUAAUUAAUGAUUGUUUAGAGCAGUCUAAAUGUUAUAAGUUUGUUCCUGUUUUUACAUAAAUUAAUGCUGGAUGUAUUGUUCUGAAUGCGAUAUAAAGCAAAUCUGAAAUACGUUUUUAAACGUGGAACUUAAUUACUCAUAUCCAAAAUAUUCUGGUAUGUUUAAAAAUAGUUACGGUGUUCAUUUUAUGCCUCUAAUUAUGUCUACAUGUCUUUAUAAAAGGAACGCAUUGGAGUUAGUUUUGUUAAUGUGAAAUUAGGGGAAAGAAACUGAUCAUCUGGGAUUGUGCUGUGUUGGGUUUUUUGUUUUGUUUUGUAAGUUGAAGUUGCAUUCUUUUGUCAGAGAAGUUGUAGAAUUCUCUGCGUGUUCCUUUUUUAAAAAGCAGUGUGAAUAAUUUUUAAAAUAUUUUACUAAUUAAAUUGAAGAAAGUUCUUUGUCUAGAAGCAGUCCUUUUCUUGUUGAUAUAAAUAACUUCAAAGACUUGUUUUUAUAUUGGAGAAAAGAUGAGCACCCAAGGAGAAGAUAUGGCAAGUUGUAAUCAAAUUUAGGUAAAUGACUUGAAUAUAAUGAUAUUUUAUAAGCAGAGGAUUAGAAAACUUUCUGAAUAUUCCCGGCCUUGGCGUCAAAUUUAUUGGGAGAAAUUCGGCCAUCUGUAUUUAAUAUAAAAUUUAUUUUGAUAUAAA